This is a messenger RNA of Rotaria sordida, 2292 nucleotides long. NCBI's taxonomy places the organism in Eukaryota, Metazoa, Rotifera, Eurotatoria, Philodinida, Philodinidae. The record is from the annotation of a GenBank genome assembly.
AUGAAAUUUGCCGAACAUUUAUCAGCACAUGUUACACCAGAAUGGAGUAGUCAAUAUAUUCGAUAUGAUGAUAUAAAAGAAUUACUUGCACAAGCAGUUGCUAAAGCACAACCGUUUAUUGAUAAUAAUGAUAAUGUUUUAUGUGAACAAUUUUUCUUACGUGUUGACGAAUAUUUUUUUCAAUAUUGUGAAAAAGAAGCAACAAAAAUUAAUAAGUUUUUUGCAGAAAAGCUUGCUGAAGCAAUAAAUAGAUGGGAAGCUGUACAAAACGAAGUUAACCAAUUGGAACCAACUCGUCAUCAGGGAUUGCACAGUUUAAAAAUACCAACUACUAAUACAGUUGCUGUUGAUGAGCAAAAUGAUGAUACAAAAUCAACAAAAACAAAUCAUCAUUCUGUUCAUCCAGAAAAAAAUACAGCACUUGCACCAUUAACAUGGGUUUUACCAGAACAUUUCGUUGAAAGAACACGUGAAAAACAAACAAAACAUAUACAAUAUCGAAAACGUAAAGAUUUAAAAUUAGCUUUUAGUGAAUUUUAUUUAAUGCUUGUUUUAUUACAAAAUUAUCAAACACUUAAUUUUACUGGUUUUCGUAAAAUAUUAAAAAAACAUGAUAAAUUAUUUCAAACGACACGUGGUGAAGAAUGGCGAAAAUUAAAUAUUGAUAUAGCUCCUUUCCAUACAUCGAAAGAAGUUGAAAAAUUAAUUAUUGAUGUUGAAACAAAAUAUACUGAAAAACUUGAAUCCGGAAAUCGAUCACGUGCAAUGAAACGUUUACGUGUACCACCAAUAGAAGAAAAACAAUCACCAACGGUUACAUUUCGUGUCGGAUUUUUUAUUGGAAUAAUUUGUCUUUUAAUUCCAAUUAUUAUUGCUCUUGGUACAAGUCUUAAUGUUAAUCAAUCAACAAAACCACUUCCUUGGAGACAAGCAUUAUUUCUUUAUCGUUCAACAUUUCUUAUUGUUCUUCAUAUAGUUCUUAUCGGUAUUAAUGUAUAUGGUUGGUCAUCAUCAGGUGUUAAUCAUGUAUUAAUAUUUGAAAUUGAUCCACGAAAUCAUUUAACUUAUCAACAAUUAUUAGAAAUUGGUACAUUUCUUUUUGUUCUAUGGUUUUUAAGUUUUGUUGGAUUUAUUUUAUCAUCUUAUUUUGAUUUUUUUCCAUUUAUACAACCAUUUGGUUUUGUUACAAUGAUUCUUUUAUUUUUAUUUAAUCCAACACAUACACUUUAUUAUGAUGCUCGAUUUUGGCUUUUAAAAACUUUAGGUCGUAUUAUUUGUGCACCAUUUUACCGUGUUGGUUUUGCUGAUUUUUGGCUUGCUGAUCAAUUAACAUCUCUUGGAUUAAUAUUUUAUGAUAUACAAUAUUUUUUUUGUUUUUAUAUUUAUAGUGUAUCAUGGUGGCCAAUCUAUUCUGUAUCGCCACAAAUUGGUUUUUUUUGUUACGGUUGGUCACAAGUGCUUUUACAAAGUUUUCUUAUGAUAAUACCUGCAUGGUUUCGUUUUGCUCAAUGUUUAAGACGAUAUCGUGAUACGAAACAAAAAUUUCCACAUUUAGUUAAUGCCGGAAAAUAUGCUAGUGAUUUUUUUGUUGUUGCUACAAAUGCAGCACGUCGUGCAACAGCUGUACACUAUAUUCAUCGAGCAUCUAAUCCAUUUUUAUAUCUUUGGAUUAUUUCAGCACUUAUUGCUUCAACAUAUAAAUUAAUAUGGGAUUUUAAAAUGGAUUGGGGAGUUUUGGAUAAAAAUGCUGGAAAAAAUAAAUUCUUACGUGAUCGAAUUAUUUAUCCAUCAAAAAUUUAUUAUUAUGCAGCUAUGAUAGAAGAUAUUGUAUUUCGUUAUAUAUGGACUAUAAAUAUAUUUCUACAUUUUCAUACAAUUUCAGCUGAAUAUAGUGAUUUAAUUGGUUUUAUAUUUGGUUUAGUUGAAAUUUUUCGACGUUUUAUAUGGAAUUAUUUUCGUUUAGAAAAUGAACAUUUAAAUAAUUGUGGACAAUUUCGUGCUGUACGUAAUAUUACAAUUGUACCACUAGCAAAUGUUGUUGAUUAUAAAAUAUUAGAAGAUAUAAUUGAUAAAGAUAAGAGUAUUAAAAAUCGACAUCAAUCAAAACACCAUGAUUUAAUUGAAAAAACUAUUAAUCAAGAAAUAAAUAAUAAUGAAACAAUUAUAGUUCAUCCACAACGAACAUCAUCAAUAAAUUCAAAUCCAAUAACCGAAGAAUUAAAUAGAAAAUUUCCAAUAUUAUCAUCAUCAAAACCUAUUGAUGAAUCUUCAGAGCGCAUUGUUUUUCUAUAA